Puma concolor (puma) is the source of this 2385-nucleotide messenger RNA. The record is from RefSeq and is a predicted model, not a curated record. Lineage: Eukaryota; Metazoa; Chordata; Mammalia; Carnivora; Felidae.
AUGGCUUGGUGGUGUCUGGAUGGGCUUCCUGAAGGCCUUGCUGAGCCAUGGAGAGAACUCUGGAGAUUGGGCUCACAGCCCCUGCACUGCAUACCUCCUUCCUCACCUCCGACUAGGAACAGCAGAGACUGUAGGAACUUAAGGAGGAGGGAAAACAUAGAUGACUGGACACAGAAUCUAGAGACUUCAAAUGAUGUGGAGAUGUUUCGACCUUCAGGUUCCACUGGGCUGAUUCCCCCAUCCCACUUCCAAGCUCGUCCCCUUCCAACUCUAUCAAGAAUGGCUCCCACCUGGGUCUCAGACAUUCCCCUGGUCCAACCCCCAGCCCAUCAAGAUGUCUCAGAGAGGCGGCCAGACCAGAGACCUCAAAUGAUAAUGUGGGAACAGGAUGUUUCUGGCAAUGUGCAGGAGCCAGGGCGGAGAGGCAGGUCUGUGGAGCUAGAGGGGUCACAGGCCUUGAGCCAGCAGGCUGAGCUGAUCUCUCGGCAGCUGCGAGAGCUGCGGCGACUUGAGGAGGAGGUCCAGGUCCUGCGGGAGACUUCAUUGCAGCAGAAGAUGAGGCUGGAGGCCCAGGCCAUGGAGCUGGAGGCUCUGGCUCGGGCGGAGAAGGCUGGCCGAGCUGAGGCUGAGGGCCUGCGUGCUGCCUUGGCUGGGGCUGAGGUUGUCCGGAAGAACCUGGAAGAGGGGAGCCAGCGGGACCUGGAGGAGGUUAAGAGGCUGCACCAAGAGCAGCUCUCCUCUUUGACGCAGGCUCAUCAGGAGGCUCUUUCUAGUUUGGCCAACAAAGCUGAGGGCUUGGAGAAAUCUCUGAAUAGUCUGGAAACCAGGAGGGCAGGGGAAGCCAAGGAGCUGGCUGUGGCCCAGAAGGAGGCUGAGCUGCUGCAGAAGCAGCUGAGCAAGACCCAAGAAGAUUUGGAAGCACAGGUGACCUUGGUUGAGAAUUUAAGGAGAUAUGUGGGGGAGCAAGUCCCUCCUGAGGUUCAAAGCCAGACCUGGGAAUCAGAGCGACAGGAGCUUCUAGAAACUGUGCAACACUUGCAGGAGGACCGGGAUGGCCUGCACACCACAAUGGAGCUGCUGCAGGUGCGUGUGCAAAGCCUCAUGCACAUCCUUACCAUGCAGGAGGAGGAGCUGGCCAGGAAGGUGGCAGAGCUCCAGGAAAGAGUUGUGGCCCAGAGCCAGGAGCAGGCCAUCCUGCAGCGCUCCCUGGAGGACAAGGCCGCAGAGGUGGAGGUGGAGCGGAUGGGCGCCAAGGCCCUGCAGAUAGAGCUGAACCGAGCCCAGGAGGCCCAGCGCCGGAGGCAGCAGCACACGGCCACAGCUGAGGAGCAGCUGAAGCUUGUGGCCAAUUCUGUCAGCAGCUUCCAGACCUGGCUCCAGAGCACCGUGGCUGACAUGGAACGGGCCACCACACGGCUUCCCAGCCUCAGCAGCCGAGUCAGCUAUGCCGUCCGCAGAGUCCACACCAUUCGGGGCCUGAUGGCUCGAAAACUGGCCCUUGUUCAGCUGCGCCAGGAGAGCUGCCCCCAACCCCCACUGGCCACAGAUGUGAGCCUUGAGUUGGAGCAGCUGCGGGAAGAACGGAACCGCCUGGACACAGAACUGCAGCUGAGUGCCCAUAUCAUCCAGCGGGAGGUGGGCCAGGCCCGGGAGCAAGGGGAGGCGGAGCGGCAGCAGCUGAGCAAGGUCGCCCAGCAGCUGGAGCAGGAGCUGCAGCGGACCCAGGAGUCCCUGGCUAGUGUGGGGCUGCAGCUGGAAGCAGCUCGCCAGGGCCAGCAGGAGAGCACACAGGAGGCUGCCAGUCUCCGACAGGAACUGACCCAGCAGCAGGAGAUCUAUGGGCAAGCUCUGCAAGAGAAGGUGGCUGAAGUGGAAACUAGGCUUCGGGAGCAGCUCUUAGAAACAGAGAGGAGAUUGAAUGAGGCUCGGAGGGAGCAUGGCAAGGCAGUGGUCUCCCUGCGCCAGAUGCAGCGCAAAGCCACCCGGGAAAAGGAACGGAACCAGGAGCUCAGGCGCCUGCAAGAUGAGGCCCGGAAGGAGGAGGGGCUGCGGCUGACCCAACGCCUGCAGGAGUUAGAAAGGGACAAGAACCUUAUGCUGGCCACCUUGCAGCAGGAGGGUCUCCUCUCCCGUUACAAGCAGCAGCGACUGUUGGCAGUUCUUCCUUCCCUGCUGGAUAAGGGGAAAUCUGUGGAGUCCGGCCCCAGGGCCCCAGGGUCUUCAGCACGUGUGCCUCCAGCAGUAGCACCCACCAGCAGAGAGUCCAUAAAAGGAUCGCUCUCUGUCCUGCUUGAUGAUCUGCAGGGCCUGAGUGAGGCCAUCUCCAAAGAGGAAGCUGUUUCUCAAGGAGACAACCAGAACUAUCCUCCUCCAGUCUGCCUCUGA